Messenger RNA from Drosophila teissieri, 1524 nucleotides. RefSeq lists its product as uncharacterized. Lineage: Eukaryota; Metazoa; Arthropoda; Insecta; Diptera; Drosophilidae. The transcript has 3 exons. Bases 1 to 1173 code for a protein of 390 amino acids. The record is from RefSeq and is a predicted model, not a curated record. Gene Ontology annotation, biological process: negative regulation of oxidative stress-induced intrinsic apoptotic signaling pathway.
AUGUUUGAGAACUCCCUGUUCCUCAUCAAGCCGGACUAUCUGCACAAGCGGCGUCCGGUGCUCUUGAAGUUGCUGGCCGAGGGCUUCCAGCUUCAGGGUAAUCGAAGGAUUGCCUUUUCGCCAGAAACCGCCGCCGAGUUCUAUGCUGAUUAUGCCGAUGAAAAGGGUUUCAUGCUGGAGGUCAUUCUGCUUUCGAAGGGUGUUUCCGAGGCGUUCAUAGUUGCCAAGGAAAAUGCAGUGCAGGAGCUGCUCAACAUCAUGAUUUGUUAUUUUGGCUCGGCAUCGGACCUGGAACGCAAUAUCCAUGUUACCAAGAACAGUUACAGUGUGGCCCGUGAGAUAAACUUCAUUUUUCCCAACUACAUUCAUGAGCCCCAUCAAAUGUUCGACCACAAUAACUUCUGCAAUAGGCCGAUGCUGAAGCCGCUGCUCGAGGAGAUCUACGACAUAAUGCAGAACCUGGACUGCAGCCAGGAGAACUGGAAGGUGCGUCUAUCCGAUUACCUGGUGCGCAGCAAUCCAAAGAUGCCGGAAAUCAGCAACCAGUGCCAGCAGCGACCGGAUGUGGCAAUCCAGGACAAGUCGCAGCAGACCACCAUGACCUAUGCUCCGAUGCCGAGUGCGAGGGGAGUGCAGCCGCGAGUCAAGAAGACCCAAAGCAGCAGUGCACCCUUGUCCACCACAUCCCCGCACUCCUCCUUGCUGCUCUCGUCGUCUUCCUGUGUCACCUGUGGAGGCUUCGAGAGAUCUGAGCCCUGUAUUUCGGAACUGGAUCUCAACAAGCGCGUGGAACCGCAUGACGAGGAGCCCGUUUGUGUGGACGAGGAGAUCCUGUGGAAGGAAGUCAUUGUCUACGAGGAAAUCCAACCGGAGGCGGAGGAGCAGGACUCCAAGGAGGAUCUACACGACCUGGAGGAGGAACACGAAGGGGAGGAUGGGAGCUCCGAUGCGGAGUCAGACCGAAGUGUUCAUGAGGCCCCACCGCCACCAGCUGAGGACGAGGAGUCUGAAGCGGGUGACACUGCUGCUGCGGAACCAGUUGAGGCUGCUCCCGCUCCGGAAGCAGAGCCACCUGCCCCAGAGGCUGCUCCUGCGCCUGAAGCCCCCCCAGUGGCCGAGGAACCUGCUCCGGCAGCAGAGGCACUCGCAGAGGAAGCUCCACCAGAGGAAUAAGUUCGGUUUGCUGGUACACCUGUUGCCCCAUCAUUUGUUUGUAGAAGCAUAGAAAAAAUGGACUAAAAUGCGCGCAAUUUUUGCAUCACCAGCCAUUGCACCCAAUUUUGCACCACCUUAAACUGGCAAUUGCGCACUCGCAGAAUUUUUGGAGGUGGGUUCAAAAUGCUGGUCCUGCAGUUUUUUAUUUGCCCCUAGAAAGUGCAUCCCACACGGCAGCAAAAUCAACAGGAGCAACAGCUUUUUUAGCCUCCAACUUGCCGCUGGCCAAAUGGCAAAGUUUUUUCGCCCCUUUCAAGUGUCCAAUGAAAAAAACGUUGAAAUUAAAACAAACAAUGAAAUCAAAUUAAA